Peniophora sp. CBMAI 1063 is the source of this 402-nucleotide messenger RNA. The record is from the annotation of a GenBank genome assembly. Lineage: Eukaryota; Fungi; Basidiomycota; Agaricomycetes; Russulales; Peniophoraceae.
AUGACUGCCGUCCAGCCCGCCUUCUCAUUAUCGCCUCAACCAGGUGGUGCACCCAGCGGCACGCCCACAAUACCUACGCCGCCGGAGCUCGAGCAAACACUAGCCAUGCUCUCCGGUCACAGAUCAGUCCUCGGUUAUCUGCUGCUAUCCCGAGGACAACCGUGUAGCAUCAUACGGUCUUCCGGCGUGGUAUUCGAGGGCGAGUCGGGGAAGAAGUACGCGACGGCGAUCGCGAGGAUGGUAGAAGAGGUGCAGGGUGCGCUGGUAGAAGUCAGCGGGGAAGAGAACGAAGGCGAUGACAUCCGCUUUAUGCGGAUACGCACCAAGCGUCACGAACUUAUGAUCUCCCCAGACCGAAGAUACCUACUCGCCGUGUUACAUGACCCUGCUAGCGUUCUAUGA